AUGUUAUUUAAAAACAAUAUACAAGUUGAAUCUCCUUCCGAUGCUUUACAUGUUAAAUAUGAUCAUCUCUCCAUCGAAGACGAUUUACAAGUUCAAUGUGAAGAAUUCUUGUCAACCGAAGGCACUUUACAAGUUGAAUAUGAGCCAACAAAAAUCACUUCACAAGUUGAAUGUGAAGAAUUUAUGCCAAAACAAAGUACUUUGCAACCUAAAUGUAAAGAACCUGUAAUUAAGCAUAAAAAUGGUUUAAAAUAUAUUCCCGCAGUCGACUUGCACUUACAUAGAUUUCAAUCUGCGAAAAAUCUAAUUAUAGAUACAAUCAAAACAUCUUAUUCAGCCGAAGUAUCGAGUAUAAGAUUCAUAACAGGACGAGGAAAUCAUGUCAAUACAAAUGGAGAACGAGGUGUUCUUUUUCAAAAUUUUCCAACAAUGAUAUCAGCGAAAAGGGUCAGUAGUUUCGUCAAAGGUUGUAUACAACAUGAUGGUUCUUUUACCGUACUUCUUAAACCAUCCAAUAAACCAACAUCACGUAACACAGUCUUUAAUGUAGAUAUGAUUAAAGAAGCCGCCUCAAAUGGUGAUAUGGUGGCUCAACACAUUCUCGGAUUAAUGUAUAUCGAUGGUAGUAUUAAAAGAGAUGUUAAAAAAGCUUUACAAUGGUUAACAAAAUCUGCAAAACAAGGAAAAGGUGUCACUAAAGAUAUUAAAGAAGCUUUUAAAUGGUUUAGUAAAGCAGCUGAACAAAAUGAUAUUGAGGCCCAAUUCGUUCUCGGAUUAAUGUUUAUUAAAGGAUAG
Messenger RNA from Funneliformis caledonium, 795 nucleotides. NCBI's taxonomy places the organism in Eukaryota, Fungi, Glomeromycota, Glomeromycetes, Glomerales, Glomeraceae. The record is from the annotation of a GenBank genome assembly.